AUGACCACACCCUCUCAGCCGGGACGCCUCUACGGAGUUGGCGUCGGCCCUGGAGAUCCGGAACUGCUGACCGUGAAGGCGCAGCGGGUGCUCCAGUCCGUCCCCGUGAUCAUCUACGCCGACUCGCUGGUGCCUGAAGAGAUCGCCGGGUUCGCAAAGCCUGGCGCGAUCAUCUAUGGCAGCAAGGAGAUGGCCCUGCCCGAGAUCAUGGAGGUCACGCUGCAGGCCGUAUCCGAGGGCAAGACCGUGGCCCGUAUCCAGAGCGGCGACCCGUCGUUGUACGGCGCAACCCUGGAGCAGAUGCGGAUCCUGGAGCGUGAAAGGGUUGACUACGAGAUCAUCCCCGGCGUGAGCGCCGCCUUUGCCGCCGCCGCCGUCCUCAAGGCCGAGCUGACCGUGCCCGAGGUCUCCCAGACGGUGAUUAUGACCCGCGCCGAAGGACGCGUCGCCAUGCCGGAGGGCGAGAGCCUGAUCGACCUGGCCCGCCACGGCAGCACCCUGGUCAUCUUCCUCAGCGUCACCCGCAUGUUCCGCAUCGCGAACCAACUUCAGGAAGCUGGGUAUCCGGCCGAUACGCCCGUCGCGGUGGCGUACCGCGUGGGUUGGCCCGAUCAGCAGAUCAUACGCGGCACGCUCACCGACAUCGCCGAGAAGGUGCGCGACGCCAAGAUCACCCUCCAAGCCCUGAUCAUCGUCGGCAAGGCGGUGGACCCCAACCUGCUGGAUCCUGCGUCCGACGAACGGGUGGCCGUUUCCCACCUCUACUCCGACGAGUACACCCAUCUCUACCGCCGCGCCGGACAGGGCGAUCACGCGGCCGCCGACCGGACCGAGCUCUACGAGGCCGGCGGUUACGAGGUACAACCGGAACGCGCGGUCCACACGUCUACCGGCGACGACUAA
Messenger RNA from Geodia barretti, 903 nucleotides. NCBI's taxonomy places the organism in Eukaryota, Metazoa, Porifera, Demospongiae, Tetractinellida, Geodiidae. The record is from the annotation of a GenBank genome assembly.